This is a messenger RNA of Ooceraea biroi (clonal raider ant), 8744 nucleotides long. RefSeq names its product transcriptional regulator ATRX. The record is from RefSeq and is a predicted model, not a curated record. Gene Ontology annotation, cellular component: nucleus. Lineage: Eukaryota; Metazoa; Arthropoda; Insecta; Hymenoptera; Formicidae. Gene Ontology annotation, molecular function: ATP binding; ATP hydrolysis activity.
CGAUAAAUCACGGCCAAUUUCUUCCCGCUUUUAAGACGGCUGAUCGAUUUGGAUUCACGCUGAAGCUUGUCGUGGUUAUGCUUCAUCGAUACUACUUGCUGCGCGAGAAACUGUAACGAACGAGUGAUCGGAUGACGCAUCUAUUCGGACUUAGAAACUGAUAGAUUUGAUUGAAUACGUGAGUAGAGGGAUGAGCACAUACAGAGCACUCCGCUUCUUGUAACCCAAGUAGUGAUGCAUAUCAGUGUAAGCACAACCGUGACUAAUACACAAAGAACGCCAGCGUGAAGCCGCGAACGUGAGAAUCGCGCGCGUAAAACUGAUGCUUACUAAACGCACUGUCUCCCCGUAACUUUGGUAGUGGGCCCAACCAUCGAGAAUGCACUUGGCUGUGUGAACAAUAGUUGCUCGUAAAACAGUUGUGCAAUGGCCGUGGCACGGCCGUCCGGCGUCGCCGUUUAACUACUCGAUUUUACUCCUUAAUUUAUUAUCUUUUCUUUCUUUUUUUUUACGCCGAAAUUGUUACGAUCGCCCCAGAUCGCGAUCAUGUCAUCGAGGAAAGAAAUCAAGACGACUGAGCAGGAGCUUGCUUAUCGUCAAAAGCACUGUCAUGACAUUAGAGUUCUCAAGGAGAGAGGUAUAAAAUGUUCUUCAUGUGGCAAUGAAUUAAAUGUCUCGUCAAAUCGAAUCUUUUCUAAUCCGUGGAUAGGAAUAUUGCAAUGUGAGCAAUGUCGAAAACACUUUAAGGAAGUAAGUACGAGAUUUGAAAAGAAUAACACUGAGAAAUAUUGUUAUAUAUGUGGUAACAGCAAUAAACUGUAUGUAUGUGGUGAUGAAGAUUGCACCUCGGCAUUUUGCAAGAAAUGUAUAAAGAGAAAUGUGAGUUUAUCAUUGUUAGCUGCAGAAAAGGACGAUUGGAAAUGCUUCACAUGCAAUCCUAAGCCUAUUUGGCAAUUGAGAGCUGUGUGCGCAGUUGUGAUGAGUGAUCUUUCAAAAGGGCAUAACAGGAGAGACACCCACACACGUGAAAAACAUACUUUGCCAUUUGACAAACAACGAUUCAGAAAAACUAGAGAAAUACAAAAGGCCUUGAGCGCGUUUUGUGACGAAGACGAUGAUGACGGUAAUUAUUCUGACAACAGCUCAUUUCUUACUGCAAGAUCUACAAUAUCUAUGCUGGGAGCGUGUAACACAAAUCGUGACGUAAAGAGACAAGAUACAAACUCGGCUUCGCGAGAAAGUAUAUUGGAAAUAAGCUUGGUAGAUUCUACGUCUAGCGAGAGCUCAUCUAGCUCGCGCGAACGACGAGGCGAGCAAAGAAAAAGCAGAGAGCGCGAGAAAGCGAGAUCGGUGGAUGAACAAGAUUCCAGCAGCGGCGUCGCACAGAGAGUUUCCAAAUUAGCUAUGAAUGGAAAAUGUAAACCAAGGAGAAAUGUAAUUUCUUCCGAUGAUUCGGAUGACGAGUCCCCCGAUCUGAGUAGAACGGUCAGACAGAAGCACACGGUCAAACAUAAGAAGUCCGAAGAAGUGAGAAGUAAAACGAGCAAUCGUAAUUACACGAACUCUUCCGACAGCGAGAGCGAUUGUGUAAACGAAACGUCGAAUACAUCCAAGAGUCUUUCAAAGUAUACGGCGCACCAGAAGAAGGGAAAGAUCGCUGGUGGUUCUUGUAGCACGAAGUCGGCUAAGGACAAACAGAAGAAGAUGAAUCACGAUUCAUCUAACGAAUCUGAAGAUGAUCUCGAGCACAAGAAGCAAACUAAAAAGAAGAGUUCUACGAAUAAUACGCUGCAUAGUAAGGAUGAACAAAAGCAAGAGAAUCGUGAAAAAUUGCUGAAGAGAACCUUUUGCGAGACUCGAGAGGAUGACUCAGACGCCAGCUCUGGUAAGGAAUUUCAAAAGAUAAAAAUUCAAAAGUUGCAUAGCGAUAAAUAUUCUAAAAGGCAAUUGUUCAAUUUGGAACAAGAUCGUAGCAAGUUAACUAACUUGGAGACCGAAAAAGGUGAGAGGAGUAUCGAUGAGCCGACGACCUCGGGUUUCAAUGAAGCAAAAGAAAUUUUGAAAGGAUGUAAAAAGAUAUGUCUAAGUUUUCUAAUGUACAUAGACUCUAUAGAGCAACUCUAUGGAAAGAAGGCUGAAGAAGAAGUGAUACUGAAAUCUGCGGGGAAGGUUAAUAAAUUGAAGACGAUGCUGGAGAAGAAGGAAAGGGAUUUAACGACUUUCUGUCAAUCGUGCUCCAAGACUAGGGAAAAUCGCGUUGCUACGAGAAAUUCGCGCAAGAUAAUUAGCGAUGACGACGACGAUGAUGAGCAAGUUUCAGAAAUAACUGAUACACGCGAAGAACGCCCAAUGAGUGAGAACGGACGUAAUUCUGGGAACGAGCGAGAGGGCAAGGACGUGUCCGAGUGUGACAGUGAAGAAAUAUUUUCAGCAGACGAGAUGAGAACACCUCAGAAGAUGCAAAGCAAGAAGAGUAUAUCGAGGGUAGAAGAUGAUCCCGAUGAUAUCACUACUGAAAUUGGCAAAGACAGAAUGCCGAUAGAUAAAUCGAAAACUAAUGAUAAUGUGGAUUUACAAGAUGAAAAAUCAGCUGCAGUAUCAUCUAUCUCAAAAGAAAAAAAUAUCAGAACGGAAAACACAAAAUCAAAUGAAAAGCAACUGCUUAGAGAAUGUGAUAGCAACAGCAAAAGGACAGAAUUGGCAGAAAAAGAUACUGAUUCGAAAGAUGAGAAACAGGCCAAAUUAAAUGCUAACAAUCAUGAUAAUGAAAGCACCUUUGAAGAUUCCUCUGCAAAAAAUGGUAAUCAGGAAACGACAUUACGGGGUGACAACCAAGAUGAUUCUAUAAGCAGAACGGUUGCAAUUGACGUGUCAUUAGAUUUGUUUGAUUCAUCUUUCGACCUCCACGACGAAGAUGAAAAUGAGAUGGAAGCAGAAAAAAUGGAUACAGAAACGAGCUGUGAGAAAACAAAGUUUUUAUCUAAAACUACGUCUUUAGAUACUCGUGAAACCUCGUUGCAGGAUAAAAUUCCAGAUGAAAAAAAUAAUGCGUCUGCUUUGGUUCCUAGAGGCGAAGAAGAGGAUUUAUCGAAUCAGGUAAACACGGUGUCUGCAUGUACAAGCAAGGAAACAAUUCACGACGGUUCAAAAGAAAUUGAUACAUCUAAAGAAAUGAGUCUCGGCGAUGUCAACAAAUCUGUCGAUGAGGCUGAGAUGUUAGCGAAGAAAGCUUUAUUAGAAUCGGACACGGAUUCUGACACGGAUACGGUCAUUAAUAAAAACAUUACAAAACAAACGGAAGAUUUAAUUACAGAUACCAGUCCGAGGAAAGAUGAAACAGAAGGUUGUUCUGACGUCAGUAGCACUACCAGCACAGUAAAAUUAUCAACAUUUGCAAAAUCAAAAAUUGACACUACAAUUGAAGUUACCGAUGCAAGUGAAGAAAGCCAAUUGGAUAAAACGGCUGGCAAAGAGAGUGAAAUUUCUCAGACUUCAGAUGAGACAAAUGCCAAGAAAGAACAAGCUGCGAAGAAAGCUCUUUUGGAAUCAACUUCAGAAGACUCGUCGUCGAUAAUUUUAUCGUCGCUAGAAUCGGAAGAAAUCGAGGAGAAGAGUAGAUUGGAUGUUGCCAGAGAAAAUGCCGAAGCAAAGAAGGCACUUUUAGCAUCUUCGAAUAGCGAAAGUUCCGGGCUCGUGUCCGAAACCGAAAUAAAUAUCUCAAAGAGAAUGACAAAAGCGAAAGAUUACGAGGCCGACAGUGACGAAGAUUCAUUGAUCUCCAGAGUGAAAAAGAGAAGACUGAAACUUAGCAAAAAUUAUCACUACAAAAAAGACAAGAAAUUGAGAAUGUUCUGCGAAGUGUGCUUAGAAAGAUUAAGCGAUAAUGUCCUUAAGCGUUAUUCGAAAACGUUAAAAGAGUCAAGAGAAUAUCUGGAACAAAAGGCACUAAAAAGCCUUAUUAAUCUGGAUAGACUUGAAAAACGAUACAAGAAAAAUAAAAAGAUAGAUUCCGAUACGUCAACGGAUGAUGACAAAGCUGCAAAGGUUUUAAAAAGCUUAAAUAAACGAAAAGGGAACCAAACCAAAGAAGAAUCGUUAAUGGAUCACUUAAAAAAAAUCGAGAAUGAUGAGGUUUCGGCAAUCGUACGAACAGAUUCUAGCUCCGACGAAUUCAUUCAUCAAGUAAACGACAUAAAUGCUACGCCUGUGUCUAACGAAGCUUUAAUGUCAGAGGCAAAUAAGGUUGCGAAAGACAAUCUAUUAAAAUCCUCUGAUUCAGAUGCUGGGGGAGAUGUACUAAACAGUGAGGAUGAUAUAAGUAAUGAUGAUAAAAAGCUAGAAGAUAAGAAAAAGAAGCAUCAGAAGAAAUCCGAUGAGAAAACUUUAAAGCAAGAUGAUGGCAAGAAAGAGAAAACUAAUAAAAGUAAUUGGAGGCAAAAUAAGUUAUUAACGAUGAAAUUUUCCGAUACUGAUUCUGAUAACGAAAAGAAAAAAUGGGAUAAAAAACAAGAGAAAAUGGCAAAAGGAUCCGAAAGAAAUAGCAGCGACACCGACGAUGAAAAAGCACGUCUAACGUCCAAGAAGAAAAAGAUCAAGCGGAGAAUUUUAGAUUCUGAUUCAGACGUCAAAUUGACUGACUGCAGUUCAGAUUCUAAUAACAUUUCGGAAACUUCAAAGGAUGAAGAAAAUUUAAGCGAUUCAGACGCGAGGAAAGAAAAGCAAAAACGAAAGAGACGCAAGCGCGGGGAGAGUAAUUCAUCAGGCACGGAUUCCUCGUUUCAAGAAAAAAAAUCAAAACCAAAACGCAAGCGGAUCAAGAAGAUGGCAUCGGACAGCGACAGUAGCGACGGGGAUAUGAAAAAUUCACAAGGAUCUACACCUGGUAAAAGUGGGCGGAAAAAUAUUCGCAAAGUUCUGAAGGACAAACAAGUAGCGGAGGAUACGAAGCUAGCCGCUAAGGAAGAGGAAGAGAGGCUUAAACGUAUCGCUGAACGUCAGGCUUUGUACAAUGAAGUAUACGAGAUGAGACUUGCUGGCGAGGAGAAAGUGGAUAAGCUCGUUUUAGAUUUUAAUACGGAGACGAAAGAGGAGCUUAUUAGCGUACAUAAGGAAUUAGUAAAAUGCUUAAAGCCGCAUCAGGCGCAGGGCAUCAAAUUUAUGUGGGAUGCCUGUUUCGAGUCUAUAGAAAGAGUGAAAACUACAUCCGGCUCCGGAUGUAUAAUCGCACAUUGCAUGGGCCUGGGCAAGACGCUACAAGUAGUCGCGCUGACGCACGCGCUUCUGACUCACGAGGCGACAGGUGUUAAGACCGUCCUGAUAGUUUGUCCCUUGAGCACAGUGCUCAACUGGUUAAAUGAGUACAAUACGUGGCUGAAGAAUUUGGAUGAUAUCAAUGUGUACGAGCUGACAAAAUUUAAAAAGAACUUCGAGAGGAAGUACCAGCUACAGAAUUGGCAGCAAACCGGCGGUGUAAUGAUCCUCGGCUACGACAUGUUCCGCAAUCUUACGGGACCAAACAAAAAUAUUCGGAAGGCUAUGAAAGAGGUGAUACUGGAAUGUCUGGUUGAACCGGGUGCUGAUCUCGUUGUAUGCGAUGAGGGUCAUUUAUUAAAGAACGAGGAGACUGCACUGAGUAAAUGCAUGAGAAGAGUGAAGACUAUGAGACGUAUAGUACUUACGGGAACGCCUCUACAAAAUAACUUAAUAGAAUAUCACUGCAUGGUACAGUUCGUGAAACCUAACUUAUUAGGUACGAGGAAAGAAUUCUUAAACAGAUUUGUCAAUCCGAUAACGAACGGUCAAUUUGAUGAUUCUACCGCUUAUGAUGUUAAAUUAAUGAAAAAGCGUGCGCAUGUGUUGCACAAAAUGUUAGAGGGUAGCGUGCAAAGGUUUGACUACUCUGUCCUUACACCGUUCCUACCGCCUAAACAGGAAUUCGUGAUCUUCGUCAGAUUGACAGACAUACAGAUGAAGAUGUAUCAAUAUUACUUGGAUAAUUUAGCAAGACGUCAUCAUUCUGGUGCAGGGGGAACCCUUUUUGCAGAUUUUCAGGCAUUGCAAAGAAUCUGGACGCACCCUGUAGUUUUGCGUUUGAAUGCAGAAAAAGUUGAGAAAGCAAAUGAGAAAAAAGGACUUUCUGACUCGGAAGGAUCAUUAAAAGAUUUUAUUGAUGAUGGCAGUUUAUCAAGCAGUAGUAGCAGCGACUCGCACAGUGACAGCGAUGUUCAAGCUCUCGAUGAUCAAGACAAUGUUCCCAAACGUAGGACAAGGAAUAAUCCUGGUGAGGAGGAACCAGAAGAGGAAACUAAGGAAGAAGAGAAUAAAGAAGCAGAAUGGUGGUCGCAAUUCGUACAACCCGAACACUUCGAGGACAUAAGGGUGUCUGCUAAAUUAACACUUCUCUUUGGAAUUCUAAAGGAAUGCGAGCAGAUUGGCGAUAAAGUGCUCGUGUUCUCGCAGUCUUUGUAUUCCCUCACUUUGAUCGAGGAAUUUCUCGCGAGAAUAGACGACGAGACGCAGAAAAACGCAUCUUUGGAUACACUGGAAAAUCAUACUGGAAGCUGGUCCCUGGGCCUCGAUUAUUUCCGGUUGGACGGUCAGACGUCACCCGAGAAUAGAAGCAUGUGGUGUAAAAUAUUCAACAAGCCUAACAAUAUAAGGGCGAGAUUGUUCCUUAUAUCCACGCGCGCCGGAGGAUUGGGGAUAAACCUGACCGCGGCGAACAGGGUGAUCAUAUUCGAUGCCAGUUGGAAUCCCUCUCACGACGUGCAAAGCAUAUUUCGGAUAUACAGGUUCGGGCAAAAGAAGCCGUGCUACGUAUACCGAUUUCUCGCAGCGGGCACGAUGGAGGAGAAGAUUUACAAUCGCCAGGUCACGAAGCUCUCGCUUUCCUGCCGAGUUGUCGACGAGCAGCAGAUUGAACGGCACUACAGCAAUCACAACCUAAACGAGCUAUACAUAUUUGAGCCGUACGACAACGUGGACAAGCCUAUCGAGCAGAGAUUCAAUAUCCCCAAAGAUCGUCUACUGGCAGAGAUAUUUCAGAAGUAUCAGAACAUCAUAGAAAAUUAUCACGAACACGAUUCUCUCUUGGAGAAUAAGGCUGAAGAGGAACUGGACGAGGAGGAGCGUAAGCAAGCCUGGUUAGAGUAUGAGGAAGAGAAGAAGGGAAGACCAAUGAUAAAUCCGACAAUAAAUUCAGCUUAUCAGAAUAACAUACUGUUGCAGCAGUACAAUAUGAUGAUGAAUUCUGGACAGUCCAGCAUGGUAUCUCCAGGAAUGUCUCUGCAAAUGGAAUAUGAAAAUUUGCAACAGCUUAUCCGCAAAGAUUAUCCUAAUGCUACGCCGGAACAACAGAAAAUGAUGACAAAUCGAGCCAUAAUGGAAAUGUACAAUUACUGGGAGAAGCAAGCUACAUUAGGCAAUACAUUCCCACCUGCAAGGAAUCUGACAACAGUGACACAGACGAACUUCCAACAAAGGCCAAUGCCGAUGUCACAUACCAUGACCAACAGCAACGUACAACAACAGCAAACCUCGCAGUUGAGCCAAUUGCUUGCAUCGGGGCAAACAGGGAAUUACGUGAACAAGUCUGUACAGCCGAACGUGGCACAAAGAGAUAUGCUACCAAACAUGUAUCGAAAUGCUCCAUCGACCAACAGCGCCGGGAAGGCCGACGACGACAUAAUCGAGGUGAUACCUACCACCAGUAACGCGGGUACGCUGAAAGUAGGGCAAGUAGCGAUGCAAUCGACCAUGCAAUCGACUAAUAAGAGCAACAACCAGGAGGAGUAGGUUUCCUCUACGAAUGAUUUGUACGAAUUAUCCUACAGUAGCGUUACUGAUAAGUGAUCGACGUAUCGUUAAAUUAUAGACUAUGAUGUAAGUUGUAUACGAAUAUAUAGUUUUUAUUUCCAUGUUUUAUGUAAUAUAUAUAUAUAAAAAAAGGAAUUGUAGUAUUGAAAUUAAUUAUAAUUAGUUUUAUAUGCAUACGUAUUGUUAUACAUUUUAUAUUUUCAAAAUUCUACUGUACAGACGAUGCGAUGCGGCAUGAUACAGUCAAAUAGAUCAGUAUAUCACAAAAUGCAGUAUCUUAUGACUAGCAAGACUUGUGCAAGGUAUAUAGAUAAACAUCGUACAUCAUAUAUUUUAACCUAUUAUUAAAGUACAAUUAUUGAAUUUGUACCAUUAGUUAUUAGAUGUACAUAGUGUUUUACUUUCUAGAUAUUUGUGAUACGCAUACUACUAUACGCAUACUAUAUACAUACAUCACUUUUGCUUCGCGAGUUCUUUUCGCAUUUGUCUUGCGUUUUGAUUGAACAAUUAUUAUAUAGUUUAUCAUUUCUCAUUUUCUAAGAACCGUUGGAAUGUCGUUGGUUUCCGAGAUAAAAAUCUUCCCCGUAAUACCUACCUGUUGUUAUGUCGUAAUAUAAUCUCGUUAUCAAGAGCUAAACAAAUAAUUUCGCUACCAUAUUUAUUGUUAAGUGAGAUUUCAUUGCUGCUGAGAUAUUUAAAAUAUUGUUUGCUGUUAACUGAUAUUACAUUCAUAUUACAUUCAUUAUGCUAUAUUACUUUGAAAAUGUCAGUAUAAACGUUUUAAUUUACUAAAUAGAAAUACCACAAUUAGUUUAAAGUUAUACUUUGAAAUUGUGUAAAACAAGGUUUUCCUACAUAUUACAUAUAUAUUACAAGCGUAUUUUAUAAAAAUUUUUGGUCUUUUGUAAUAAACUAUGUUAUAUAAUCGA